Nerophis lumbriciformis (worm pipefish) is the source of this 3371-nucleotide messenger RNA. It is a transcript of the gene plekho1a, whose product is annotated as pleckstrin homology domain containing, family O member 1a. Gene Ontology annotation, biological process: regulation of myoblast fusion. NCBI's taxonomy places the organism in Eukaryota, Metazoa, Chordata, Actinopteri, Syngnathiformes, Syngnathidae. Gene Ontology annotation, cellular component: ruffle membrane; muscle cell projection membrane. The record is from RefSeq and is a predicted model, not a curated record.
ACGACUGAAGAAGAAGAAGCUGAGCGGCAUCCUGCGAGCAUGAAGAAGAGCAAGCACGGAGGACAGGGGCCACAGGACUCGGGACAUCCAGCCCCCCAGCAGCCAGAGAAGGUGGGCUGGAUCAGGAAGUUCUGCGGACGAGGGAUCUUCAGGGAGCUGUGGAGGACUCGCUACGUGGUACUCAGAGGAGACCACCUGUUCAUCUCUGACAAGGAGGUUAAGGACGAGCGCAAGGCGCAGGAAGUUUUUGACUUGGCCGACUACGAGCGUUCGGAGGAGCUGAGGAAAGCAAAGAGUCGCAGCAAGAAGAACCACAGCCGCUUCACUCUGCUUCGCUGCAGGCAGCCCGGAAACACGGUUCCCAACCUGGUCUUCCUGGCCGUGAGUCCAGAGGAGAAAGAGUCAUGGGUCCACGCGCUCAACGUGGCCAUCGUCAGAGCCAAGAACCGCGUCCUAGACCAGGUGACCAUGGAGGAUGUGUUGGUCCAUCCCACCAGAGACAGAGCCAAGAUACCGCAAGGACGUCGGCUGCCAACGCGAGGACACCUCAUGGCUGUGGCGUCCACGUCCUGCCACGGCCUGGUGACCCUUGACCUGGUGGCCGAAGAGGAGGGCUUCUCCUCGGAAUGUGACUCGUGGGACAACGGCUUCCGUGUGGGCUCCAGCAACCAGGUGGCGGCGUAUCAGGUGGUCGGAGGGCGUCAGCGUUCGGGUACAGACGUUUCCAAGUUACGGGUCAAAACCAAGGAGCCCAAGGUGAAGACUGGAAGUCUGCCCAGAGGAAGUGAGCGAUCCUGGGGAAAAUAUUCCCACCUGGAAGCCUCCAAGGUGCACAAGAGCCAGCAGCUGCAGGUUCUCCAGAAUCAGUCCAGAACCCCUCAGCCCGGUAAAAAGUCCAUCGUGCAGGGGCGGAGUCGCUGCGCCUCGAUGGAUGAAGUCCUCUCUUCCAGACCGGCGAUGAUCCGCUCCGAGUUGCGCUCGGUUCUUCGCCGGUGUCCAACCGAAGAGGAGGGCGGGGCUUCUGUGCAACCGGUGGGUCAACUGCAGAGCCUCAUCGCUCAGAGGAUGCAGCGGGCUCAAGAGCUGCUGGAGGAGAUGAGAUUACAGGAGCUGCAAAAGGCCAAAGUCGAGCGCGAGCGAGGAGGUAGCUGGUCGUUGGUAAAAAGUGUGGAGUCCCCUCGUCUUCAUCACCUCAGGGGUGCAGACUCGCCUCAUUCCAGCAGGUCGUCGGGGUCGCCGCGGAGCAGGAGCAGCGAUUCACCCCGACUCAGAGGGAGGGAGUGUCGGCGGUCCAAAGGCAGGAAGAACAGAUGCAAGGGAGCUGACUCGUCUCGCUCUAGAGGGUCCAGCUCGCCCGCUAAAGCCAUUGAGUCUCCUUGCCGGAAGACUUCCCCCAAACCUAAAGAAAGCCCCAACAUGGAUGAGGCACCCAAGCUUCUGGAGUCUCCCCCAUGCGUCCCAAGCCCAGGGACCAUCGCAGCUGAUUGGCCAGCCGAGUCGUCCUCACUCCACAGCGGCGAUGAGUCGUCCUGUGCUAGUCAGCCAAACUCAGAGAGCACGUCUGAAUUCCGGGACAUGAGUCGACGCCUGUCCCCGCCGCCCUCCCUUCUGAAGGAGGAGGGGCUAGAGAGAAGGCGCGCUGAGGCGGAGCGCCUCCUAGUGGAGGCCAUGUCGUCCUGGCAGGAGGCGCAAGAGGUGCUGCAGGAGGUGAAGGAGCUGCAGAGCCAGACGCUGCGACGCCAGCGCAGGAAGACCUACCAGAAGAUGAACUCCAUGCCCACGUCGCCCGAGGUCACCCGCGCGACCACAGUGGAAGCCAACGUAGCAACGCCGAACACGUCGCCCGAGGACGAGUCUCCCUAAUCCCGACUUGAACAUUUCACUGUUUGAGCACUGUGACGCUCAGCGCGGCUUUGAAGGCUGCAGAAGCACAACUGCACUUGUCUUUCUAGCAAUUUCUAAACGUUUUUUCCAAUUUUCUACUUGACUCAACAGGGAAGACAGGAAACGAUGUCCUCCAAUCGUCCACAUGUUAGGACCAUCAGGGAGAUAAGCAAUAACAGCAACAUGUCUUCGUCAGUGUCAUUCAUUGGCUGUGUCUCAAAUGGAACACUUCCGCCUGUACACUUCAAUAAGUAUGUACUUACUUCCUCAGGGCGCACAUUUUGACAGUGUAGUGCUGUUCCAAAUCCAUCACUUCCAUUGCACACUUAAUGGAAAUAGUGAUUGCAAUACUUACCUGCUACUUCUCUCCUUUUCAAUUGUGAAUUGCAACCACUGGAGUUAGUCCCUCCCCUUCUGCUAUGUAGUCAAGACUAGUGAGUCUAUUGAGUGCAGCAUCCGGCGGGUACUCACCAUGCACUGCAUUUUGCUGUACCUCAGUGUGAACGCACUUAUACACUUAAAAAAACUAGGGCUGUGUUCAAAAUCAUGCACUUACACACCUACUAGCAGACCAAAAUAUGUAUACUGUGUACUGACGGUGUAGUGCUGUCCCAAAGCGAUUACUCUUGUUGCGUACUUAGCAAAAAUGACGAUCGCAGUAUUUACCGCCUUCUCUCCUUUUUAAUGGUGGAUUGCAACACUCUUGUUAGUACCUGCCAGUCUGCGACACAGUAACUAUUGAUGAGUGUCCAGCACUGUGCACUUAAGACUGUUUUGAGUGCUCUAUCCGGGCACUGACAGUGCCAAACAGUGCAUUUUGCCAAAACACAUUUUUGCACUUGAUAAAAUGAAAUACUUCAAUCACCGCUCACUCACCAUUUUGAGCGCAACAUCCAGGUACUGACAGUGCACUGCAUUUUUCCGUACUGUACGGAAGUGCGCCAAUUGAGGCAGCCAUUGUUUUGUUUACUACCUUCCUUCUUCUAAGGAUCGAUGAUGUCACCAAAGACGUGCGAAGUUUCAUCCCCAAAUUUCAAAACUUGAAUCGUGACUCUCCUGCCGAGCAACACAACAAUGCAACCAUCGUCAGUGACACGUCUUUAUGCAAAUACAAAACAAUCAAAUAUCCAAUAAAAAGCAUUCAGACUAUUAAUGAUAUGCGGACGCCUUGGCUGAGGUCUUCUUCUCUUUCCUGUGCAUCUUUUUCACCAACAACCAAAGCACACAACUUGUUAAAAAUAUGGGAUGUUACGAGGUAUUAGCACUGAUUUCUGAUGUCAGCACCAUUUCCUGUUCCUCGGUUGUGCAUGUGUGUGCAUGUGUGUGUGUGUGUGCGUGUGUGUGCGUGUGUGUGCGUGUGUGUGUGUGUGUGUGCGUGUGUGUGUGUAACAUGAAAAAAAUAUCUUUGGUCUUUUUCUGUGAACAAUAUGGCUGCACGUGACUUCCUGUUUGGACGACAUGCACAAUAAAUAACUCGCCAAACUGAA